GAAACAGAGCGACUCGCUGCUGGAGUGGCAACAUGUCACAGCAGGAACAGAGCAGUACCCAGACUGGACUGGAGGAGGCGCUGUUCUCAACCAAUGAACUGAGUGAUCCGGUGAACGGAUCCGCUGAACGGAUCACUGAUCCGACAGGUUCAGUUCACUCAGAUGAACGGUUCUUCUGCUCCUCCUUCUUCCUGUUUCCUUCGCAGCUCGUGGAUUAUCGGUGUUUCCGAAUAUUUGAUAUUUUAUUGAUUAUUGGCCGACAAACAGCAAUAUAAUCAGGUUUAAUGUUAAAGUGAAUCUUCUGGUGCUUUGUUGUUUCUAUGUAAUGUCGCGGUAAGAGAAAUAGGAGAAACUGUGACGGUGGAUUGAAACCAGGAAAUGGAUUCUCUAGCAGCGACUUCAUUGUUUUCGGCUCUGAACUUCAUCAUCAUCAUCUUCAUCUCUUCUGUCUCUACAGAUCAGAUAAACAUCACAGCUGAAGUUGGACAGGAAACAUUUCUGCCCUGCAGAUCUCCUGAUAAUAAACCUGUUCUAAUCUUACAGUGGAUUAGAUCUGAUCUGGGGUCAGAAUAUGUUCUUCUGUACAGAAAUAAGAAGAUUAAUCUAGAAAACCAGCAUGUGAUGUUUAAGGACCGAGUGGAUCUGCAGGACAGACAGAUGAAGGAUGGAAACGUGUCUUUGGUUCUGAAGAACGUGACGACUGACGACAGAGGAGCUUAUGAAUGUCGAAUCAUUCAGACAGAAACAAACAGCAGAACUGAGACAGUCUUCAUCAUCAACUUGGAUGUUCUUCUUCCUCCUCCAGAUCAGACAAACAUCACAGCUGAAGUUGGACAGGAAACAUUUCUGCCCUGCAGAUCUCCUGAUAAUAAACCUGUUCUAGUCUUAGAGUGGAGGAGAUCUGAUCUGGGGUCAGAAUAUGUUCUUCUGUACAGAAAUGAUCAGAUUGAUCUAGAAAACCAGCAUGUGAUGUUUAAGGACCGAGUGGAUCUGCAGGACAGACAGAUGAAGGAUGGAAACGUGUCUUUGGUUCUGAAGAAAGUGACGACUGACGACAGAGGAGCUUAUGAAUGUCAAAUCAUUCAGACAGAAACAAACAGCCGGAGGAAAACCAUCAUCAUCAUCAACCUGAUAGUAACGUCUCCAGGUGAACCUGAUGGAGGGAACCGAGACGGACCUGCUGGUCUGAUUGGUCUGGUGCUUGGUCUGGUGGUAGCUUCAGUUAUUUUAGUUAUUAUUGUUGUUUUUGUUUGUUUGAUCCGUAAAAAAAAGGCAUGUUGGAGUCCAAAGUCAAAGCAGAGUUCUGAAGAACCACUUCAAGCUGAGCAGGCUUAACGGAUCAGAACCGACCAGCUGGGCAGUGAAUCCAGUCUGAUCUGAAGGAUGAUGGAUCCAGAACCUUCAUCAUGAAUCAGACUGACUGUUUUCAUCGGAACCAAACAGAGGAAACCCAAACUGGUAUCAGCUGGUUCUGUCCUUCACCAGAACCAAACCAGGCCGUUACAGAACCGUUACAGAACCAAACCAGGCCGUUACAGAACCGUUACAGAACUGCUACAGAACCGUUACAGAACCGUUCCAGAACCAAACCAGGCCGUUACAGAACCGUUACAGAACCGUUGUUCCAGAACCCGUCCAAACUGGACUGAAUGCUUCAUUAUUACAGAAACUGAAUGAAGCUGCAGGUUGGUGUCAGGAUCUGCUGACAGUUUGUGACUUUUAGACGUUUCUUCUGGAUUUAAAAUGUUUUUAUUUUAUAUUUCUGUUUUUAUUUUAUGCAUUUAUUCAGGAUGGAUCUCACUUAGAAACUAAAACUCAUUUUCACAAGAAACUUGUUCCAACCUCAUAUACAGUCAUAUUCAAUAACCUGGAAUAUUAUUGAAAAGUUCAUUUUUUCAGAAACUCAAUUCAAAAAGUGAAACAGAAACAGAUUAAACUGAUUGAUGUUUAUUUUUAUUAAUUGUGAUUUUUUCUGCUUAAUGAAAACACAUUGAAUAUUAAUAUUAAUCAGACCAAUAAAUAACUUUUUAAUGCAGAAAUGUGAAUUUUCUAAAUAUUCUUUUAAUCUGACAAAAAGUUUCAUCUGCACAUUUAUUCUGUCUUAUUAAAUAUGACUGUUUUAUAUUUGUUCAUAAACUAAACUGUUUGUGUUAAAUGUUCCUCCUGGAAGCAUCUAAAUCAUUUCAUUUAUUACGUUUCUGAUGUUUCUGGUAUUUAUGCAUCAUUUCUCCAGUCAAAACAUUUCACUGGUUUCACUGGUUCCACUGGUUCCACUGGUUUUACUGGUUCCACUGGUUCAGUGUCUGGUCCUGCUGCUGUUACUUAAAGCUGCAUGUUUGUUGCUUCAGUCUCAUCUCAGAGUUCUCAUGUCUUUAGUAACGGCUGGUUUCAUUCCUGUCUGGCAGAGAUAAUGUUCAUGGUUCUGGAGUCGGAACAAUAAACUCAUAAAUUCUCCGUUUGGAUCUUUAUUGUAAUAACUUGUAAAAUAAAUGCAGGCAGAUUGUUGAACCAUCUGAGGUCAGCAGGUCAACCAACAUGUUCAGGAAGCAGAAACCAGUUCAGAUGAUGUUCAGCUCGUUCACAUCAGUCCUGAAUAUUAAAAACAUAAAACUCAAACUUA
Molecule: messenger RNA, 2620 nt
Organism: Xiphophorus maculatus (southern platyfish)
Lineage: Eukaryota; Metazoa; Chordata; Actinopteri; Cyprinodontiformes; Poeciliidae
Product: V-set domain containing T-cell activation inhibitor 1-like
Exons: 4
Coding region: 379-1335 (318 amino acids)
Source: RefSeq, a predicted model, not a curated record